Molecule: messenger RNA, 762 nt
Organism: Penicillium oxalicum
Lineage: Eukaryota; Fungi; Ascomycota; Eurotiomycetes; Eurotiales; Aspergillaceae
Gene: yaf9
Product: YEATS domain-containing protein YAF9
Exons: 2
Coding region: 1-762 (253 amino acids)
Biological process (GO): regulation of DNA-templated transcription
Source: RefSeq, a predicted model, not a curated record
AUGCCAUCUGCAACUGGUAAUAAGCGUGUCAAGGGUAUCUCCGUCUUCCGCCCGUUCAUCUUCGGCAGCGAAGCGCAACCCUUUGAUCCCGAGAAGCGACCCGCCAACAUCCCCGCCGAUCAUACCCACCAAUGGCGCGUCUUUGUUAAGGGAAUCAACGAUGAAGACAUCUCAUACUGGUUGAAAAAGGUCCAGUUCAAGCUGCACGAGACCUACGCACAGGCCGUCCGCACCGUUGAAACCCCCCCCUUCGAAGUGGUAGAGACGGGUUGGGGCGAGUUUGAGAUUCAGAUCAAGCUCUACUUUACGCCAGAAUCGGGAGAGAAGCCGCAGACCCUGUGGCACAGUCUAAAGUUGCACCCGUACGGACCUGAUGCCGAGGGCAUGAAAGAGCGACGGGACGUGGUCAUCAGUCAAAACUACGAGGAGGUGAUUUUCAACGAGCCGGUUGAGCCUUUCUAUGAGAUUCUGACCAGUGGCGCCUCGACUGGUACUCCUGCGCCAUCACGUGGGAAGGGGAAAAACACGAAACAGCAGCAACAGCCACCACCCGGACGGACGGCCGAGAUCCCGUUGAAUGAUACGCCGAAGAAUCCCUAUAGUCGGGCCACGGAGGCGAAGGAGCUGGAUCGGAUGGCGGCAGCAAUCAAGACGGUCGACCAAAUGAUCAAGGAGGAAAAGGAAAAACUGAUCGAACGAGAGAAGUACCUGGCCGAGCUGAGGGACAGUGAAGGCGUGCCCACUGCUACGAAGAAGCGAUGA